CCACCGGGAUUGUGCGGUGUGAAACACUCAGUGUGUGUCCGCUGUUCUCAGCUCCCUCUCUUCAGCCCUGGGUGCCUUCGUUCUCACUGGGGUCCGCUCACUUAGCAACCUUUAAGAGCCCAUUCUGUGUCAGGCAAUGCCCUGUAUUAAGUAUUAGAGUUGCAGCUCGACUUUGAUUUGUUCUAGCCGUCUAUUUCAGGGGAAAUAUUUUGAAUGGCAUUUGUAAUUUUUACUGAAGAGAUCAUUGCUACUAAAACAAAAGAAAUAUAGAGGAAUGCUGUCUGCCUGUAUUCCAAAAAGACAGGAUGGUAAAAAGGAAAAGUAAGGUGAGAGUUAAAAUACGUAGGAAAAAGGAACUCUGUGUUUAUUAGAUUUAUGGGCUUACUAGAACCUGGCCGGUCAUGAUAUGGUUGCAUACAGACUAGAUGUUUAUUAAAUGGAUGAACUACUUCUGCUUUUGCAUCAUUUGUACCGUGGAAUGCAUCAGUGAUGAAUUUUUUGUUGUUUUACUUGAUAUGGUCGUCUGUAAAGGAGCUGUAGAAGAUUUAGAUGAAUCAGACAGAAGACUUUUGUUCACUGCUCCUAGAAAAUGAGAUGAAUUCUCCCAUCUGCGUCGCAUUCCACCUGACUCUCACCUUGUGCUGUUUCGUGGGGGAGAAAUGGAACACUGAGGGGCUGAUGCCUCUUUUUUUUUUAACCUCUUGGCUUGAACUGUCACAGUUUAAAGAAAAUCGAAAUGAUGACAUUUGGCUUGUAGAUUUUUAUGCACCGUGGUGUGGUCAUUGUAAAAAGCUGGAACCAAUUUGGAAUGAAGUUGGUCUUGAGAUGAAAAGCAUUGGUUCUCCAGUUAAGGUUGGAAAGAUGGAUGCUACUUCCUAUUCUAGCAUUGCUUCAGAGUUUGGAGUUCGAGGUUAUCCAACAAUUAAGCUAUUGAAAGGGGACUUGGCAUAUAAUUACAGAGGACCACGAACAAAAGAUGAUAUUAUUGAGUUUGCUCACAGGGUAUCUGGGGCUCUAAUUCGGCCACUUCCAAGUCAGCAAAUGUUUGAGCAUAUGCAAAAGAGACAUCGUGUAUUUUUUGUUUAUAUAGGUGGAGAAUCACCUUUGAAAGAGAAAUACAUAGAUGCUGCUUCUGAAUUGAUUGUAUAUACAUACUUCUUUUCUGCCUCAGAAGAAGUGGUUCCUGAGUAUGUGACACUAAAAGAGAUGCCAGCUGUGCUUGUUUUCAAAGAUGAAACUUACUUUGUUUACGACGAGUAUGAAGAUGGUGAUCUGUCAUCAUGGAUCAACAGGGAAAGGUUUCAGAAUUACCUUGCUAUGGAUGGCUUCCUCUUGUAUGAACUUGGAGACACAGGAAAGCUUGUGGCCAUUGCAGUUAUUGAUGAGAAAAAUACAUCAGUUGAACAUACCAGAUUGAAGUCAAUUAUUCAGGAAGUUGCAAGAGAUUACAGAGACCUCUUCCACAGGGAUUUUCAGUUUGGCCAUAUGGAUGGAAAUGACUACAUAAAUACCUUGCUGAUGGAUGAAUUGACAGUCCCAACUGUAGUUGUACUGAAUACUUCAAACCAACAAUAUUUCUUGCUAGAUAGACAGAUUAAGAAUGUUGAAGACAUGGUCCAGUUUAUUAACAACAUUUUGGAUGGCAUAGUAGAAGCCCAAGGAGGUGAUAGCAUUUGGCAGAGAUUGAAAAGAAUAGUAUUUGAUGCCAAAUCUACUGUUGUGUCUAUAUUCAAGAGCUCACCACUAAUGGGCUGCUUUCUCUUUGGCCUGCCACUGGGUGUCAUCAGUAUCAUGUGCUAUGGAAUCUACACAGCUGACACAGAUGGAGGUUAUAUAGAAGAACGAUAUGAAGUGUCUAAAAGUGAAAAUGAAAACCAAGAACACAAAGAAGAGAGCAAAGAACAGCAGGAGCCAAGCAGUGGAGGAUCUGUAGUGCCCACAGUGCAGGAGCCCAAGGAUGUAUUAGAAAAGAAGAAAGAUUGAGACUUGAUUGCUAUAAAAUAUUUGAUAGGACUUCAAAUUAUUAAAGAGUCUAUUUAUUGAAUUUAGACAUUUAAUCGUGAUCUUUACAGAAAAGAACAUGUUAUUUGUAUUUUGCUAAUAUCAACUGCAUGGAUUAAAGUAGUCCCUUCAUAGAUGGGGAAGUAUUUGGAGCAAAGAGAUGAACAGUUUGUCUAAAACAAACAGCACUCCAUCAAAAUUUACCUACAUAUGUGAUUAUAACAGAUCAGUUCUGUUCGCAUGUUUCUCUGUCUGAAUAUUCUGUGACAAAAAGUUAAGAUUCUUGGGCAGAGUAUUUAAAUGGUCAGUCAGGUAGAAGAUACAUGUAUGAUGUAGAAAAAUAAUACCUCCACCUGCUGCCAUCCGUAUUCCUCAGAUAUUUUGGACAAGAUUUCUAUGGACAAAAUUAAGUCUUUAAAAUUUAGGCACUUUAAGGAGAACUAAUAACUUUUUCCGUGUAUCAAAUUAAGAUUAUGAGGUUAAAAAUAAUGUGGUUUUAUAUAGCAUAGUGUUUUUAUUUUGUUAGUUAUUUUUAAAGGAGAAGAAAUGUUACUUUUUAACUUUAUACUCAGUUAUAUUAUCAUAAAAUUUUCGUAUGGGCAUAGAUAAUGGGGUAAGAAAAGUCUUCUGAUUGACUUUCACAAAAUUAACAGGAUUUAACAGUACUGUUUCAGCCCAUUCCCUGGAAUACCCUGAACAGAUAUUUUAUCAGUCAUUGUAGGUUGGGAAGGGUCUCUGUUAAUCCACCAUGCUUCAGCGGAACAGCCUAGUGUUUGUUUCAUUUCUAUUUUAUAUAUUGAGAUUUCUUCUAACAUUUCCUUUGAUAAAAAUCUUCUGCUUUUUGAACAGUAAUAUGUAUCACAUUUUUGUUUAUAGUGGUAUAAACUUUAUGGUAACCUAUUCUUUAGAAUAUGUGUGUUUGUACCCACAGGCACAUAAAGUUUAUUGGCACAUCUAUUAUAUAAUGCUGUAGACCUGUCCGUGUCUGCUUCAUAAUGAGUAAUGAGUGAUGUCGGCAUGUCCAGUGACAAGUCACUUCCAGUGGGGGGAAAACGUCAUUUACCUUCUCCAUUCCCUUAGUUCUGUCACCCAUUUCAUCAAGUGACCCUCAACUUCUAUUUAUAAUAAACUAACACAGGAAUUCUAUCCAAAGCGAUGUCUAAAAAUUUUUUUAAAGUAACACUUGGGUAUAUUUAUUGUAGAUAAAUUAUUUUUAAGGCCUUCAUUUUAGCUAAGUUUAGAGUUUACAUUAGGCAACUGUGAUUUGGGUGGUUACUCAUUGAGUAAUUAUCCACUAUAAAGAAUUUUAUUGAACAUUUAUUUAAAAAUAUGUAAUUCAUGGUCCCAACACUGAAGUUGCUUAGGCCUUUAGUCACCAAGGGCAGCCUUCUCUUGUUUCUAAUGCCAUACUAAUCAAGACUGUAUGGACUCUUAUAUCUUAAGUACUAAGGAAUUGCUAGUAAUUGUUUUAUUUUAUUCAUGUGCUCUUUUAGUAUUUAAUAAUUAAAUACCUAUUCUUAUUGUUUGACACUCCAUAAUUUUUUUUAUAAUGAAGCAAAUAUGCAGUCCAAAAUUCAGGAACUGCUAGAGUGAAAUGAUAUUAAGUGGAAACUGGAGGUAAAUGCUGUUAGCUUAACAAGUAGAUUCUUCUCCAAAGAAUAAUGAGGGAUUCUUGGGAAGAUAAAUUUUAAUGUUCCCAAUAGUCAAGCUUGUUUUUCAGUAGUGAAAAGCUUAGAUGAGUACGGAUGCCUCACUUGAAACAGCCUAGUAAGGAAAUGAAAACUUAGCAGUCAGUGACAUGGGGAAAUAGUUAUAGAAAAUGUCAUCAAAUUUUUUCAUAUUUAUAGUUAUUCAUCUGCAUAUUUUUGUCCUAUCUGUAAAUGAAAGACCCUAAUGGGGGGGAAAAAAAGAAGAAAAAGAGUAAAGCUCAAUGUGAAUCAGCAAACAUCCAGUAAUCUUCCUUGAUAUUCUGUGAUAUUCUUUAUAAAUGAAUGCCUCUGUUCUCUGCUACCCUUUCACAGCUUUGCACUGUUGCCUUAUAUUCUAUUUGUGCUUUUAAAGUGUGUCUAUUGGGAAAACAAAAUGUGUAGGUGGUUUAUAAGUGAAUAAUUUUUAUUUCUUUUUGUAUUAAAAUUUUUCUUUUUUUUCUACUUUGGGAGAAGUUUAUUUACAUUGUCAGACUACUCACAAAACAAGAUUUUAAAAUUUGUUUGCUAGAAAACUUUUCAAUGUGAUAUCAGAGAUUACUAUGAAUGUUAGUUUCAUCUGUAAAAAAUUACUUCCAGAUGAAGACAGAUCUCUUAAUAACUGAAUCUAGUAGAAGAACAUAGGUAUCAUUCUAAUUCCAUAAUAUAUUUUGUCAUGAUUAUGAAUAAUGGAGUCCUUCAAGAAGUUGCAGCUUUUGCCUUCUCUUUUAAUUGCAAUGAAAUUCUCUUUAUAACUCCUAAAAUUCAGAAUUCUAGAUCCUUGCUUUUGCUGAAUUUGGUGCUCAGACAAUAUUUAAGGAUAUUGCAGUGAGACAAAGUGCAUGUUUUUAUCAAGUACCCAAUGGACCACAUUAUAUCUGGCAGUUCAUUUUGUUUCAUUAUGUGCAUCAAUAUUUUUCUCAGCUACUGUUAUUUGAAAUUUGUUUAACAUGUAUUAGACCUAGAAUUUUCAUUUUCUUUCUCACAUAGUUGCUUUCUGAUAUAUGAUUUGGAAAUAACAUUAAGAUGCCAAAUAUCUGGGGGACUGAAGGAGAGGUCUAUAUGAGUAGGUAAAUUAGCAAUAUUGUUUUCGUUUAGUGGAUUUUAUUAGUGACUUUGUGUUUUGCUUUGGGGGCCUUUUUAUUUUAGUUUUGCAAAAUGUAACAAAUAUUUUCAUCAUUGCUUCAUAUGACAUGGAGUUAGGACAGGGAAAGCAAUCAUUCAACUCUAUUCUUAUGCAUUAACUGAUCAAAUAAUCCAGUGUGGGAUACUAUCAAUUGGUGGGAUUAGGCUUGCCAUUUUAUUUUUAUAAAUAUAUAUUUUUUCUGAAUGUGUCUGAGUCCAAGAGUGGGCAAAAAAUAAUUUUCUACUUUGGACUAAUCUAUAGAGGUUUUUUGAAAGUCUGCAUUACUAACUUGUUGAAUUCAUGAUAUUCUGCCUAUGGCACAAAUUGUAAACCUUUGUUUUUCUAAAAUAAAGUAAUUGAAAACCUGUAA
Callithrix jacchus (white-tufted-ear marmoset) is the source of this 5182-nucleotide messenger RNA. It is a transcript of the gene TMX3, whose product is annotated as thioredoxin related transmembrane protein 3. Gene Ontology annotation, cellular component: endoplasmic reticulum; cell surface. NCBI's taxonomy places the organism in Eukaryota, Metazoa, Chordata, Mammalia, Primates, Cebidae. The record is from RefSeq and is a predicted model, not a curated record.